Hemibagrus wyckioides is the source of this 527-nucleotide messenger RNA. RefSeq lists its product as uncharacterized. The coding region runs from base 108 to 515 and encodes 135 amino acids. NCBI's taxonomy places the organism in Eukaryota, Metazoa, Chordata, Actinopteri, Siluriformes, Bagridae. The transcript has 2 exons. The record is from RefSeq and is a predicted model, not a curated record.
AACACACUUUACUCACAGUGUUGGUGUUUGAAUGAUGAGCAUGUGGAUAUUUCUCCUUUUACAGAUUCCCACAGGAAGAGGAGCAGCUCCAGCACUGGAUCUCCAGCAUGCCGACUGCUGCAGGAUUGAGACCUUCAGAGUCUGCACUUUUAUGUUCAGAUCAUUUCACCUCUGACUGCUUCCACGCAUCAGGACGUUUACACUCCUAUGCUGUCCCCUCUGUGUUUGAGUCCACGGAAGAAACAUCAGCUACAAGCCCAGAAACUUCAGAACACGAAAUGUGUGAUGGUUGUGAAAAACGCCUCCAUCUAAUUAAAAAGUCGUACAAACUAAAAUUGCUUUCAGCCCAACUGAAGGCGAAGAAAUAUGAAAAGGAGCUGAGUGAGCAGUCCCACAGGGUGACAAAGCUACAGAGAAAAGUGAUCGUUUUACAGACUGCAUUGAAGGUCAUAAGCAUGAAAAGAAGACAAGAAUCUUCAUCAAAAGACCGCCAAGUUGAUGCAAAACUGCCCUGAUUACAGAAGCGA